Molecule: messenger RNA, 4333 nt
Organism: Monopterus albus (swamp eel)
Lineage: Eukaryota; Metazoa; Chordata; Actinopteri; Synbranchiformes; Synbranchidae
Gene: arb2a
Product: ARB2 cotranscriptional regulator A
Exons: 11
Coding region: 315-1619 (434 amino acids)
Biological process (GO): regulatory ncRNA-mediated heterochromatin formation
Cellular component (GO): nucleus
Molecular function (GO): siRNA binding
Source: RefSeq, a predicted model, not a curated record
UAUAACAGUUCAGCUAAAACAGCUUAAAAGUAGCCUACAGGAUUUCGGUCUAAAAUGUAUUUGAGUAGAAUUAGCAUAAAAAAGUACAGUAUUUGGUUCCAUUCCACGGCUGAACAUUACAUCGUAGCUAUCCAGGUAGAAGUCCAACACCAAGCUGCGGCAGCUGCUGCGCUACUGUGCCUUUAAAUAGCUCUUCCAGUCCGUUGCCCCGGUAACCCGGAAGUUUGACGUUCUCCACGCUCUGCACAGCUCCGAGUUCUUCCUUCCUGUUCAAGGAAGCAGCAGGAACUGGACAGCCGCAUAUGUACUAAUGGAUGCAUCUCAGUAAUCUCUGGGAAGUCAGAGGACCUAUGCUUUCUCAUCACUGUGCUGCCACACUAGCCCUGUACAUACUGUGGAUCACCAUGGCCCAGGUAGCUGGCCAGGAAGACAGAGAGAAAACUACAGCACUGAAAGAUUUACUGUCAAGAAUAGACUUAGAUGAACUGAUGAAGAAAGACGAACCUCCUUUCACUUUCCCCAAAACACUGAAGGAGUUUGAAUAUGACUUUAAUGAAUACGGUCAGCUCAGACAUAUAAUAACAGGAGAACCGUUUGUGUUCAAUGCCAGAGAGGAUCUUCACCGCUGGAACCAGAAACGCUAUGAAGCUCUUGGAGAGAUCAUCACUCAGUAUGUUUAUGAGCUGUUAGAGAAAAAGUGCAACAUGACUAAAGCAAUCCUGCCAGUGGAUGCUACUGAAGGUGAACCCACCAGUUUUAUCUACCUGAGCCCAGAUGCCUUGUCCAACCCGCUCAAGCUCCUGGUGCUGAUCCAGGGCAGUGGCGUGGUGCGGGCAGGUCAGUGGGCCCGCAGACUCAUUAUCAACCAGGACCUGGACUCAGGGACACAGAUCCCCUUCAUCACCAAAGCCGUGGAGGAGGGCUAUGGUGUCAUGGUGCUCAACCCCAAUGAGAACUACAAGGAGGUGGAGAAGCCAGCCAAGUCCGCUUGCCCACUCUCUCCUACUGAGCCCUCGGACGAACCCGCUGAAAAGAGGGAACGCAAAGAUGAUAAAGAAGGCAAAAAGAAAAGAGAAUUUUAUGAGAAGUAUCGCAACCCGCAGAAGGAGACAGAGACUGAACAGACCCCUAUACGGGAAAAUAGUUCCUCUGAAGAUCACGUGCUGUAUGUGUGGGAUCACUUUGUGUCCAAAGCCGCAGCCAAGAAUGUCUUCAUCAUGGCUCAUAGCUAUGGAGGGCUGUCUUUCGUUGAGCUGAUGAAUCAGAGGGAAAUGCAGGUGAAGAACAAAGUGUGUGCUGUGGCUCUGACUGACUCUGCUCACAACAUCUGGCUACAGGAGACCAGCAAAGGCACGCAGGACUGGAUGCACGAGCACUGUUGUAACUGGGUUUCAAGUCCAGAGCCCCUGGACACACAGCUGGAUCCCAUGCUGCCAGACUGCCCCCGAGUCUCCGCAGGCACAGAGAGACAUGAGCUGACCUCCUGGAUGAGUUUCAAAUCCAUCUUCAGGUUCUUCAGUGAGGUCCUGGAGGCAAAAGAGGGCGAGGAAGCAGAGGAGAUCUCCAACACUGUCACCACCCGCAGCAGCUCCCUCAAAAACAAACACCAAGAUUUGUAGAGGACCUACAAGAUGACUUGGAACAAAUGUAGAAAGGAAGGCUAAGGUUCUAGAUUGCAUUUUUUUCUUGUUUCUUUCUGCCCCUGUGUAACCUCCCUCCAUCUUUCCUUGUUCACCCUUCUCCCCGAGUAUCAUUUCUCCCGUCCAGCCCUCCCUGGCUCUGCACACACACAGCCUCAUUGUUGUAAGAGACAAGAGUAUGGGGUCACCGUGUAUACAUCAAAAUAACAUUUUACAUUACUUCUAGAUGAGUGCAACUGUCAAAGCAAUAUGGGUCUCAGUGUUAGUGCUUCUCAGGGGCCUGACUGCAGGUACGGGCCACUGCAGGAGAGAUUAAGGCUGACAGGCACUGUGCACUGUGCACAGUGCACUGUGGUGCACCUCUAAUUGUCCUGACAUCAGCCUAAACUGAGCUAAUGCCCUUCCUGCCCUCCAGUCUGCACUACUCAGUCUCUCCCUGCUUUCCCUCGUCCCUUCUGGUUCGAAAGCCUGGACUGCUUAUUUGAAAUUAGCUCAUAUGUGAAAUAUUCUGCUAAGGUUUGACUUCAACCUGGCUAAUUGCUCACCUUAAUUUUUUUCAUCCCAUACCCACCACAAAUGUUUUUACUAAGAGUGAACACACUUUUAACUGGUGACCAUUUGUUUUAACAAAGGCUGUUUGUUUUUAUGAUCGCUUCUUCAUUCUCUAACUCCUCUGCGCAUGCAGUCGGCUUUUAAACCUGACUUUACUCAUUCAGCUUUGUGUAAAAUGUGGUUCUAACACCUGCAAUAUAUUCCUGGGAUUGCAGUUCUUAUAAUAAGAGAUCUUUUUUUUUUUUCUCUUCUCAGCUUUAAGGUAAAUUUGAAUGCAGUGUUGCAUACACGCAUUCACACCGUUUGAUUUUUAAUAUUAAGUCAAUGCUUCUCAUAACUGUGUUUACUUUAAAAUAUGUCUGUGUUUGAUUUGCAAAGCUAUGGAAAAUCCAGCUCUCUGUGUUUAUUAUAGCUUUUUUCUUUUUUUUUUUCUUUUCAAUUUUAUACCCUUGAAAUUGAUGUCUCCAGAUGAUUGAAUGUGAUGAAACAAAUAAAACAAACACAACUUGUGCUGAAUAUGGGAAAUCCAGGACACUGGGCAUAUUUAAAAUUGCUUAAAGUCAAGCAUCAAAAUAGGUUUGAGGGAUAUCUCAUUUUAACAGGAGCCAGAAGUCAGCCCACAACACUCAUAAAGCCUCAAUAUAUCACCUUACACAUGUCAGGAAACCCAAGAUUUCAAUAUUAUUCAAAGCCUGAGUGAUAUUUCCUUAGAUGUUGGAGAAAUGCAUCAUAUCUGUUCUUUCCCCUUUUUCCUUCCACCACUUCUUCUUGCCUACUUAGAAGUGACAAAGUCAGCUCCCUGCUCAGCUGCACAUAACCUGACUGACUAUGAGACAUAAACGUGAUCGUUUGUUUCCAUAAUGCUGCUGUCUUUUUUAAACCACUCAAGGCUUAAUGGGCUACAUUUCUAAUGUGUUUUGACAUUAGCAAAACUCAAACCGGAUACUAAAUCUUAUAACUUAAACACUUAAAUGUAUUCUUUUUGGACUGAAAUAGUUACCAUUGUUAAACUUCUACACUGUGAAAUCCUGCCUCUCCUGCCCACUGUGUGCAUGGUUUAAGGCUUUUGUGGAUUAUCUUUCUGCUGUAAUGAGACAACUGUGGCUGAUGGUUGCAGGUCUAAUUUCCUUUUAAUUUGAUUCAGAUCUCUCCAGGUUUCAGCAAAGAAGUUGGCUUAUUAUUUGAUUUGAUGAGUUUCAUUUCAAGAUACAAUUGCUCAUCUUUCUGCUUUUCAGCUACAAUCAGUUUAUUUUUCACUCCAUAAUUUGUAUAUUGUUGCCUUAGGAAUAAACAAGAUUCUGCUCACUGUUUUUAAUAAUAUCCAGCAAGCCAUACGUGAAUGGAGCGAAAGAUGUAAAAGCAGCCUAAAUCCAAAGCACAGUCUGCAAAUAAAAGGGGACUGAUUUUGCAUUAUGCUCUUGAAGACGUUUUUGCACAUGGUUUAUAUGUUGCAUUGGUUUGAGAAACACGCCUAUUUUGUUUUCUCACGGUACAAACCUUUGGAUUUUAUGAAACCGCCAGUGUCCUGCUGGGUCACGUGUUUUUCUUAUAUCCUCAAAUGUUUGUCUCGUUUUCUUUUGAUCCAGUUUGGUUGCAAAAUUAUUUGAAACUUUCUGCAGCACAACAAUUACUCUUAGUUACAAUAUUGGUUUCGUUUUUGUAAUUAACCUAUAAUAACCUGUGAAAAGCAAAUAAAAUCAACUUUUGCAUCUUGGUUUGUUUUUUUUUUUGCAAACUAUCUGACUGCACACGAUCGGUGCAGACUGUGCACAUUACGGAUGUAUGUGGAAAAAAUGAUAAGCAGAAGUUGAAAGUUAAGUGCGACUGUAAAUAGAGAUAAAGUCGAGCAGCAAACGAAAAAUGGCCUGAGUCAUUAUCUCAUAUGACAACGUUAAUUUGCUGCCACAUAAUCAGAGUUCAGUAUAUUUUGUCAUGUUAAAUUGUCGAACAAGUGGUUGAACUUUAUUUCAGUGUUUCUUAAAGGAAAGCUAAAAGUUUGAGGGUUGAACUUCCUCAACGUGUCCCGGUGUAAUCUGAGAGAAAGACAUAUCCUUAACUGAUUAUAUCGGCAGUUUGAAGUGUGUCAGAAGCAAAACCACCUAUAAACACCAAUUCUUGGUCAUUAAUUUUGGCAAACUGAG